Molecule: messenger RNA, 1587 nt
Organism: Candida tropicalis MYA-3404
Lineage: Eukaryota; Fungi; Ascomycota; Pichiomycetes; Serinales; Debaryomycetaceae
Gene: MID1
Product: Mid1p
Exons: 1
Coding region: 1-1587 (528 amino acids)
Biological process (GO): calcium ion import across plasma membrane
Molecular function (GO): calcium channel activity; protein binding
Source: RefSeq, a predicted model, not a curated record
AUGACACGCAUCAUACUAUUUCUACUAUUCAUAGUUAAACUAAUAUCAUGUCAAGAUUAUUUUCAGUUUGAUGAUAUAAAUCAAAACACUUUAUCCACAAAUCUCACCAAUGAUUCAAGUAUAAUUAUUGAACAUUUCACACCAAGAGGUCAAUCAUCAGAAGGAUUACAAGAAUUCACUCCUAUUAGAGAUACAAUAAUUCAAUCUGAAACAAAAUAUUAUUCAUUCAGUGUAAAUACACAAUCUGGUCUUGGUGAUUUCUAUGAAUUAUUAAUCUUUUUAAGUGGAAAUAUAUGUAAUCAACCAGAUAAUUUACAACCUAAUGAAACAUCAUUAGCAGUUUAUUAUUCAUUUAAUUCAACAAUGUUUCAAAAUAAUCAAAUUGGACAAAUGAAAUUAUUUGAAAAUGGGUUUUUCCAAGCUUUGACUCAAUUAUCUAUUCCAGAAGAUGAUAGUCAAAAAAAUACACCUGAUGUAUUAUAUAUUGCUGUUAGAGCACCUGAAAAUACUAAUAGAACUUCUCAAUGGACUUAUCAAAUUGGUGUUUCACAAAAUGAUUUAGUUUUCCAAUGGGAUGAUAGAUCUUGGGGUUCAUUAGUUGAUGUAGAUGAUAAUAGUGCCUUAAUUACAACUGGUAAUAUAUCUUCUUUAGUUGCUGGAAAUUAUCUGGAAUUAAAUAUAACCGAUUCUCAAUUUUCAUUAUAUUUAUAUACUGAAGAUUAUAAAGAUUAUUUUGCAGGAAUGAAUAAUAGUUGGUGUGCUGUUAGAAAUGGACCCGUUCUUGUUAAUCCUACAGAUAUUGAAACUAGUUUCACUGAUAGACAUGGUUUUUUUCAACAACAAUUUCUUGUCAAGGGAUUAAAUGCAAGUACUAAAUAUAUUGCUUAUAUAAUUAUGGAUGUUAAUGGGAUUGAGUUUGGUGGGGCAGUAUAUCAUCCUUUUGAAUUUGAAACCAUGGAUGGUAAUGCUUGUGAAUUAAUUUAUGAUUUAGAAUUCUGUGAUCAAGUGGCUUACAGUGUUCCUGCUUUAGGUAAUCGAGUAGAUGAUCUUGAUGAUAAUAAGAAUUAUACAAAGAAAUUAUAUGAUGACUAUGCUAAAUCAUUAUAUGUAAAUUUUUCCAAAGGUUUGCAACAAAUUGCUUGUAAUACCACAUCUGAUGCAGAGUUUUCUAAUUUACGUACAUGUGAAGAUUGUGCUGAGAGCUAUAAGAAUUGGCUAUGUUCUGUUACAAUUCCACGAUGUUCAACAAAAAAUAAGACUGGGUAUAUUCUUAGAAAUUCAAGUAAUCAAAGAAAUAGUUUUAUUGCUGAUACAAUUAGUCCUAUUGAAAAUUAUUAUGAAGUUCUACCAUGUGUUAAUGUUUGUCAAGCAAUUGUGAGAGAUUGUCCUGCAGAUUUUGGAUUUAUGUGUCCAACAACGAAUGAUACAAUUAAAUUGAGUUACUAUUGGGAUACAGGUGAAGUUCAAGAUCAAUGGCCUUCAUGUAAUUAUGUUGGUCAUUAUAUUGUUCUGACCAGUGCUGCAUUACAACAAAUUUGCAAUUGGUCAUUAUUCGUUAUGUUUUUAUUUAUUCAAAUUUUCUUAUAA